This is a messenger RNA of Zingiber officinale, 2184 nucleotides long. Its product is annotated as formin-like protein 18. The transcript is spliced from 5 exons. The record is from RefSeq and is a predicted model, not a curated record. Lineage: Eukaryota; Viridiplantae; Streptophyta; Magnoliopsida; Zingiberales; Zingiberaceae. Bases 399 to 1733 code for a protein of 444 amino acids.
UUCGUUUCCUGAUUUUGUUUGUUGACUACGGGUCGGUGAAUCGGAGUUUGAAUGUUAUGGUUUUGUUGGUGGGAUACGUGUUCGUGCUCUAUUGAUCCUUUUUUGAGGUUUCAGUUGGAUUUAGGCCUUCGAAUUUUGGGGGUCUUCUGCUGCAGAUAAGGUGAAAUCUAUUAUAUUGUGGCAAAAGUAUCUCUUUUUUAGGUUUUGCACUGUAUAUUUCUGCGUCGCCACUUCAAUAAACUCUAGGUGACAUGUAAGGGGUUCAGUUUGCAAAUAGACAUGUUAUCCUUAAUCACUGCAGCGGGAAAUGGAAAAAAUAUCUGGUGCCAAUUGGAUGCUUAAAUGGGAGAAGACAUGUUAUCCUUAAUCACUAAAGGGUUCAUCUUAGAUCUUUCUUGAUGUACCUCGUAGGUGGUUUUGUAAUUUGGCAUCAAAUGGGAGAAGACAAUGCUAUUUCUGAAAUACAGGCGAGUUUCAUUUUGCAAAAACCAAUUUCAGCACUUGUUACUGCUGCUGCAAGAUUAGAGUAUGAAAUUUUUGAAGAAAUUGGUAUUCCAAACACAAAGGUUUCAAUUAUUUCCAUGCAUCCCUUAACUCCAGAAAACUCUACAUAUGUAACCUUUGGUUUUCUUCCCGAACCAAAAAAUGCCUCAAUAAACUCUGCAGCACUCAGUAUUUUGAGAUCUACUUUGAUAGAUCUGGUUCUUAAGCAAAUUAAUAUAACUUGGACAUCAUCAUUUUUUGGCGAUCCAUCAUCUUUUGAGCUUUUGAAGUUUCCUGGAGGGAUCACUGUGGUGCCUUCACAGUCAGCUUCAAUUUGGGAAAUAGCACAAACCCUGUUUGACUUCAAAUUAAAUAACAGCAUUGAAGAAAUUUUGAAGAACAUGGACAGUUUGAAGGCUGAACUUAAAUUUGGAUUGAAUUUGACUUCUAAUGAGAAUGCAUAUGUAAAGCUUAUGAAUAGUGAUGGUUCCACAGUGGAAUCACCAGUUACCAUUGAGGCUUCUGUUCUAUCAGAUAUUGGGAGUGGCAAUCUUUUACCAGAUAGAAUGAGGCAACUAGCUCAGUUCAUCACAGGGCCGGAUUCCAACAAUCUUGGCCUUAAUAACUCUGUUUUUGGAAAAGUGAAGCAAGUGCAGUUAUCAUCAUACCUUGAGAACUCAAUCUCAUCGCUACCCCCCAGUCCAUCUCCUUCUCCAUCUGAUGGCAUUGUAUCUGCUGAACCUCCUUCAUUAAUAUCUAUUUCCUCACCGGCGCCAGCAUCUGCUCCUGCUCUGUUGAAUAAUCACUAUGGACAGCCUCCAUGUUUCUACAGUCAUACUUUGCCAUCACAUAGUCCAGGGGCUUAUCCACCAGCCCCUAAUGUUGGUAUCAAGUCACACCAGCCACAGUUUCAUGCUGUAAAUGUACCUGUACCUUCACCAAGUACUGAACCACCAAACUUUCCUCCUAUUUAUUCAGAACACUCACCAAAUUUGGCUGCUCCCUCAAGCCAUGAAGUGAUGAAGCCUAAUCCCAAAGUGGCUCGAGAACCCUCACUAGCUCCAGUUAGCCAUGCUUCCAGUUCAAUCCCAGGUAGUGGAGGUGGUGAGGGAUUGCUUGCAGCUCCUUUGUCAUCAUUUAUAUCACUGUCUUCUGGAUCAAAAAUUGCAGACCAAAUAAUCUGGGAGACAAACCUGGCUGGGCUGCUGGGAUUUCUCAUAGUCCAAUUUGUUUGUGGGACACCAUAUUGAAUCUUUCAAGGACUACCGGGAGUUUCACCAAAUAUAAUUCAUCUACAUGUAUUUGGAGCACUAACCAUGUUGGGAUUUAAGAUGAAACAUAGUUGUGGUUGUUCGGCGGUAUUGUUAUCGGAGCUUGCAGUGCGAAGGCCCCUCUCUAACAGCAAGUCUCAGGAAGGAUUUGAUGGGACCUGCUUAAUCUAAAACUGUAUAUAGAUAUAAAUAUAUAUGAAUCAAACUGUCUGUGUAACACGGGGUUAUAGCUGCAAAGGUGGCUUGCCUUUUUUCUUACCAAGGGAAGUGCUCCUCCAAAGGGCUGGAGCAGUUUUAGGCUAUUGAUGUGAGAAUGAGCUCUGUUUUUUUUUUUUUACUUACCAACCUGUAAAGUAUCUCUAUUUGACUUAUUUCUGAGCUGAGGAAUUGUGAAUCGGGCAGAGAUUUAUAACAUAUGAUAAUUUUGAAA